UUUCUCCUCACUCAAUUUAAUCUUCCAUAUUUAUCACUAUACACUCGAAUAUUCAAUUAUUCCGUAUCCAUGACUUGUAGUUUUAAUUAGAUAACACCACCGCCAGCCACACAGCCGCUGCCGCUGCCGUUGCCACCACCACCCUCUCUUCCCUAUCCGUGACAUUGACUUUGCUUGAUAUUCAAUUGAAUCUCUUACAUAUGGGCGAGCAGACUCGAGGUCAAGGACAAUCCCUAACCCUAACGCGAACCCAAAUUGAACCUCAUGAUGGUACACCCACCACAAUCGCAACCACCAGCGUAACCGUCGCCGCCGCCGCUGUUUCUGAUGGUACACCUACAGAGUCGGAACUGAACAAUGUUCCCCCGCAAACCAAUUCUCCAGCAUCGAAAAUCCCCCUGCGCCCUCGAAAGAUCCGGAAGGUCUCUCCUGACCCGACAACUUCUCAAUCUCAAAUGGAAACCCCAAAAGCUACCACAUCCACCGGCGGCAAGACUUGUGGCCGGAACAACAAGAUUGUUCAGCAACAACAACAACAACGAGCCAUAGUGGUUCCUCGAAUGGUGGCUAGGUCACUCUCGUGUGAAGGCGAGGUGGAGAUCGCACUGCGUUACCUCCGCAACGCAGACCCACUCCUCUCCCCUCUAAUUGACAUUCACCCACCUCCUACCUUCGAUCACUUCAAUACCCCAUUCCUUGCCCUAACUCGUAGCAUCUUGUACCAGCAACUCGCGUUUAAAGCCGGUACUUCAAUCUACACUCGCUUCAUCGCUCUGUGUGGUGGGGAAGCAGGGGUUGUUCCAGAAACCGUUCUUGCCCUAACUCCUCAGCAGCUUCGACAAAUUGGGGUUUCGGGACGAAAGGCUAGUUAUCUCCAUGAUUUGGCCCGGAAAUACCAGAAUGGGAUACUGUCUGAUUCAGCCGUUGUUAAUAUGGAUGAUAAGUCGCUUUUCACCAUGCUUACCAUGGUCAAUGGGAUUGGGUCUUGGUCUGUUCAUAUGUUCAUGAUCUUCUCCCUUCAUAGACCUGAUGUUCUUCCCAUUAACGAUCUCGGUGUUCGCAAAGGGGUUCAGCUUCUUUACGGUUUACAAGACUUGCCUCGACCCUCUCAGAUGGACCAAUUUUGUGAGAAGUGGAGGCCCUAUCGCUCUGUUGCUUCCUGGUAUAUGUGGAGAUUUGUUGAAGCAAAGGGAACUCCUUCCAGUGCAGUCGCUGUCGCCACUGGUGCCAGCUUGCACCAGCACCAGCACCAGCAGGAGCCGCAACAACAGCAGCCGCAACACCCUUCUCAGCCACAGCUUCUGGAUCCCAUAAACAGCAUGUUUAAUCUCGGGGCCGCCUGUGCUUGGGGACAGUGAUUGCUCACGGAUUUGUGAAAUCCGUCAUCAGGCUUCGUUAGCAGUCGCUCACACUUGAAGUUGCAAAGCCACGCCAUGAAGUGUAUUCGAUGAUAGAUCUUGGUACUGAAACUUUGACAUUGGGAGCAUUGAAGGAUUAGUGUAUGAUGAUUGCCUUGUGUUCAAUAAAACCAGUACAAGAUCAAUAAAGACCAGUCCUUAAUUUUGUUUUGUUAAUCAGUAGUUGUACUUGUCGUAGGCCGUUUUCAAGUUGUCAAGUCGUCUUUCGGUAAGAGAAUACCCAUUACUGGGCAGUGCUUCACUGCCCUUGCUGCUUGGUGAUGUGGUUUGGACCUUGUUACUAGUUUAUGUGCCCUUUUCUCUCGUCCUGCUAAUGUAUGGGCCCUUUGCAUUAAGUAGAAUUCGUAUAAAUUCAUGUCAAAAUAAGUGGUAGGGUAAUUCGUAUCCCUAAUAAAUUUGGCAUCUGUUU
Gastrolobium bilobum is the source of this 1827-nucleotide messenger RNA. RefSeq names its product alkylbase DNA glycosidase-like protein mag2. NCBI's taxonomy places the organism in Eukaryota, Viridiplantae, Streptophyta, Magnoliopsida, Fabales, Fabaceae. The coding region runs from base 201 to 1358 and encodes 385 amino acids. Gene Ontology annotation, cellular component: nucleus; protein-DNA complex. The record is from RefSeq and is a predicted model, not a curated record. The transcript has 2 exons. Gene Ontology annotation, molecular function: DNA-7-methylguanine glycosylase activity; DNA-3-methyladenine glycosylase activity; alkylated DNA binding. Gene Ontology annotation, biological process: base-excision repair; base-excision repair, AP site formation; DNA alkylation repair.